CUCCACCAAACAAUCGAAUCUGCCCAUCACAAAUCCUCCACACCGAAUAGACCACACCGCCUGGAUCGGCUUCGAAAUCCCACACAUCUUUGUGGCUCACAUUGCAAUACCUCUCUUCUUCAUAUUCUCUAGGCUUGGGGGGAGGAAAUUCAACCAUGGCCACUCCUCGCCGUCGCUCGGCUCGAUUGAGCAAGGCGGCCCAGCAACAGCAUGCCUCUCCUCGCAAGAGGAUCUCCACGAUGCAGCUUGAAUCUCUAGUAGAAAGAGAUGAGACUCCAGAAGUCGGCGAGCCCCAGUCCAUCGACAACGUGCUUGCAACCCCUACGUCGGCGGCCAUGAUCAAAUCACAGCUUUCCAAGUUGUCCGGACUGAAGACCCCUAGGACUGAACCACAAGCCGACCGCGGCGAAAUGCAUCCUCAUCUUGUUCACCAGACUACCACCAAAGCCCCAGAUUCCGGCUUCAAAUUGGGGUUUGUCGAUGUGCCGAUCCAGCCACCCCGCUCCAUUGCAAGUGCUCAGAACACUCCGUCCAAAGCGCGUUUUGACACACCGGCAAGCUUGUCUUCAACCGCCUUUGACUUCAACUUUGGUUCAGAAUCCCAAUUGAGCAGUGAGGCACAAAAGCUCAUGGACAAUGUUCGGGAAGAGGCGGCGAGGAUCAAGGCUCAGAUGCAAGUCGAGAGGGAAACACAGAAGCAGAAGGAUGCAGAGGCCGAAGAAAUCUUCGGCGGCACAAUUGCCACUGGAAGGAAAAUUGCGAAACCUCGGGGAAAAGCAGGAAGAUUCAGCGACAUCCAUAUGGCUCAAUUCAAGAAGAUGGACUCAAUUGCCAAUCACCCAUCUGCUUUCCGAGCGAAGCCAGGCUUUGCUCAGCCCACAGCUCAAUCGCUGAAGAGAAGCGGCUCCAAGGCCGGUCUCGACGAAACCGAACGACCUCGGACUGCUGGGAAGGGAACCCCAGGUCGAAAGCCGCCUCCAUUCCUUGGUCGACCCACCUCAGUCAGUCCAUUCAAGUCCAUACCGACGCAAGCGGAGCGCGUCGAGACUGGUACGCCUGUGAAGCGUGCCCGACGCUCCGAACUACAUGACGUAUCAGCAAGUCGACCCUCAGAGCAGCCCUCUUCAAUACGUCCCUCCACCUUACCACGCCCAGUUUCAAGCAGCCUCCUGUCACCUACCAAAGCGUCUCUGGCCAAAGCGACAAUAAGUCAAAUUCCAAUUGCCACGCCGCACAAAGUACAUGCACUGACCCGCACCACUUCAGUGAAGUCACUGCGAGCUGCAUCAACUGUGCCUAAUGGGAGACCUUCUACCUCACAUGGAGAAUGCAGCACCAAACCUUCAUCCGGGCUACAGCAAAAGGGAAGCUUACAGGCCGAAAGACCGCUCCCUCCAUUGCCACGCGAGGAGCAUUCAUCAUCAAGUGCCAACACUGCGCGGCAGUCAAAGGCUAUUGCCGAGAGUGCUGCGACGACUGGUGCAUCGUCCUUUUCGUCCAGGCUUCCAAAAUUUUCCGGUCUGAAAUCUAUUCUCCGCCCUGGACGCAAGACCGACAUGGCGCCAUUGAUCGAUGAUAGGCAAGCAACACCUACCCGGCCUAACACUGCCACCUCUACCAAUGGCUCCCACAAGAAAGUCGACUUUACCCCUAGUGUCAAGUCUAGGUAUGCUGUCAAAUUGGCCGCCGGAAGUCCUAGCCCCGCUAAAUUGCCACACCUGACCCCUGGGAAGGCACUGCCACCGGUCGUGCCCUACGAUCCAGCUGCCUAUAUGGUCGAAGACGAUGAUGUAUGGGAAGACGCAUCAGAAGAUGCAUCAAGCGAGAUCGAAUACCCUACGUUACCAGUCCCAUCCUCGAGCCCAGCCGCUCUUCCCAAGGUCGAUAAUGCAUUCAAUGAAAAGGCCAGGGAACAUAACCGCCGCGAGUCAAAAGAGUUCAAGUCCAUCUUCACAACUUUGCACCAUCCUUCUCGAUCCAGUGUCCCUGCAACCUUAACAUCUGUUAACACUACAGUCAACAAAGCCGAUCCGACCACCCAUGCGCACAAAAUUAUUCGGUCUCCUAGCAAUAGGAACUUUUCAAACCCUUCGCCGUCGACUAUUCGGCGGGUCCGUUCCUCUGGUGUUACAGACUUGGUCCAACCGUUCGAAGACGCGCAUGUCAAGACCGUACCACACGGAUUGCCAGGCAAGAAACGCCGACGCGCGUCGACAGUCUCCGAUGAUCGCCAGAGCACGGACGAAGAAUCUAGCAAAGAGAAUCGGCGGAUAUCAGUCAUGCCCAGUGUCCCCGGUGGGUGGGAAGAGAGCUCCAAUAUUGGUGAUGAACAAGAGCAAGACGAGGGUGAGAAGCGAGGUGGAAAGCGGGUACGGACUGACCCAGCAAUAGGAGACCUUUCGGACAAGAUGAUGACGGGAAAGACGAUGAGUCCGAUCAAAAAGCCAAGACAGAGUUCCGCGCGUGAGAUGGCGAAGCAGAAUGCAAAAGAUCGCAAGAGUGGUCGAGGCAUUUUGAGUCUUAGCCGCUUGAACAUGCUCGCCCGGCCUAAGCAGAGAAAUUGAGCGGCCUCUCAUCUCGUCUGCCCGCUGAACGGUCCAUCAAAAUUGCCGGGUAUGCAAGGCAGCGAGUCGGGUUGGAUGCCCUCUCUGCUUUCAUCCACUGGCCUUUGUCGAGCAUCGCGUGCCGAACUGUGUUCAGCUCUUUCCUUUCGGGAUAUGUGUAAAAUUCUGAGGUUUUUUUUUGGUGGGAUGUGCAUGGCUAUGGGAACGGGCGGGAUCUGGAGAGUGAGGUUACUUUUGGUGCAGAAAGCUCAACACCGUCAUUCAUGUUCAGGAUUCAAACCAGGAAUCAAGGGAGACAGGCUCAGGUCAUGGACAUUGCGGAUGAGCCUUUUGGUAUGGCAUUUUCAAACAGAAAAGUCCAGUAUGACCCCAGAGUUCUUGGAUUUGGGGGGCUUGGGUAUCCUAUCCAGCAGUUGACAGCGAGAGAGCACAGAGGCUUGUGUUGUUCCAUCCAAGGAGGUGGUCGCUGUGAGACAAAGUUGGUUCAGAGUUGCCAUAGGAUCGAUCCAUUCCACGACUCCAUACGAAAGAUGAAUGAAUUUCUUUUUCCAUUA
Molecule: messenger RNA, 3118 nt
Organism: Cladophialophora immunda
Lineage: Eukaryota; Fungi; Ascomycota; Eurotiomycetes; Chaetothyriales; Herpotrichiellaceae
Exons: 2
Coding region: 156-2564 (802 amino acids)
Source: RefSeq, a predicted model, not a curated record